AUGGCUAUCCGCGUUUUUGACAAGUUCUUCGACCUCCCCCAGGAGAUCCGUGACCAAAUCAUCUCAUACCUUUGCCUCCUCCCGAAUCCGAUCCAGGUAGGACCGACAGUCGACACAGAGAUACCCUUCCCGCAUGACCUGCUGCUUUCCCACCCACUUCUUUACGCCGCCGGCUCCGCCAUCUUCUACGAACAGAACCGUUUCAUCCUCAACCUCCGCGGCCGGCCCCGCGCCGCUCUCGAGCGCGCAAUCUGUGACGGCACGCCGUGGCUUCUGGGCAACACUAGAGCCCGACGCCGCGUCAAGUACCUAGAGCUCUCGCCCGGCCGCCUGGGAAAUGUAUUCCAGAGCCACAUAUCCCCAGCCGUGGCGGAUAUGAUUCUCAACGGCUCGCUGCGCCACCUCAAGCUCGUGCUGUAUCCCACGAGCACCGACAAGGUGGUCUUCAACCAUGAUGCCGUCGAUGCCCAAGGGCGGCGGGCGGCGAUGACGAGGCGAGACGAUGCCUUUACCCAGUCGAAGCCCUUCAAGGCCUUGCUGCGGUUACUUGCCGACCCGGAUCUGGAGACGGCGGAACUCUUUGUCGACCCUAUCCAUCGCGACUUCUGGUGCGAUUUUCAUGAGGGAGUGGCGUGCUGUAAGGGCCAUCCCAAGGGGCCAUGGCAACUGAUUCCUGUAGACUGGAAAAAGCUUGCUGCAAGCUACGGUCAGGAUCAUGAGCUGAGCAUUGUCAGGGUAACCUCGUGA
Colletotrichum chrysophilum is the source of this 747-nucleotide messenger RNA. RefSeq lists its product as uncharacterized. Bases 1 to 747 code for a protein of 248 amino acids. Lineage: Eukaryota; Fungi; Ascomycota; Sordariomycetes; Glomerellales; Glomerellaceae. The record is from RefSeq and is a predicted model, not a curated record. The transcript has a single exon.